GAUAAUGACUCUUGAAAUUAUAAGUUUGAUCCCGCGAAUUUGGGUAAUGACUCUACAUGUUUAAUGAGUUGAGAAUGAAUAAACAUAUAUUACAUUAUAAUAUAGUUAUUAUUGUUAAACAAAAAACAAAAUUGAUUUUUUAAAAAUAAAAAAAGAAAAUUUUAUUUUGGGAAUGUGAGAUUGAUGAAGAAUCAAAGAGCUCAAUUUUUUAGCAACAACAAAGCCAAAUUAAUUUGAGUGACACAAAGGAAAGUAGAAAUGGGCUCUAAAUCUUCUUCUUCUCCACACAUCAACAAUUUCAAGAAGGCGGUGGUAGCUGCCUUGUCUUCCCUCCCUUCAAUCCUAUUCUACCUCUAUUUCCACCGCCAUUACCGCCAAGAAUCACCUCUCUGGCAAUGGUGUUACCGCCACCCCGUCCUUCUUGCCCAUCUCUUCUUCUUCUUCAAUGUCAACCUCCUCUUCUGGAUCAUCGCCCUUCUCCAAUGCAGCCACUGGAUGAUUGAUUUGUACUGGACGGUGAUACCGGUGUUGCUGGCGCACUACUACCGGAGCCACCCGUCGGCGGAGUACAAUGCCCGGAGGUCGCCGGUGGCUGUGCUGCUGACGUGGGCGUGGAGUAUUAGGCUGACUCACAGCUACUUCCGCCGCGAGAAGUGGCUGUGGGGCGCCAGGGAGGAUUGGAGAUUCACUGAGAUGGGUCGCAAGUACGGCAAGAAUUGGUGGUGGAUCUCUUUCUUCGCCGUUUACCUGUCUCAGCAGGUAUUUAUAAUGGGAAUAUGCAUGCCCUUGUACGUCGUCCACUCAGAGAACAAGCCGUGGAACUUCUGGGAUUUUGUUGCCAUAACCAUGUGUUCAUCCGGCAUCACAAUUGCCUAUUACGCCGACACGCAGCUCCACGACUUUGUGAGCAGGAGGAACGAAAGGCCAAAACAACAAAUGGUGCUCGACACGGGUCUCUGGAAGUACUCCCGCCACCCAAACUACUUUGGGGAGCAGUUAUGGUGGUGGGGGCUGGGGAUGUUUGCUUGGGGUAUGGGACAUGGUUGGGCCUUUCUUGGCUCCCUCAUUAACACCUUGUGCUUGGGCUAUGUCACUGUUCUCGUCGAGAGACGAAUGGUCAAACGCGCUGACCGAGCUAAAGCAUACAGACUCUACCAGAAGACGACUCCGGUUUGGAUUCCGUGGUUUACGAAGUCGUCGUCGUCGUCGACCUCUGGAGAAGAUAAAGAUAUGAACUCUGACUAGAUUUCACAUUUCCUUUUUUUUGUUGAUGUGCUUUUUUUACACUUGAAUUUGCACGUGAUGGCAUAACUGAAAAAGCUUUGAUAUGAAGGAGACUUGUAAUUGUCGUGAAUGGGAGUUUGGAAUGGGUAAUUCUACUUUUGCAUCACAAGUUUUAUGCAUACAAUAUGCAUAGUAGUUACUGAAUUUAGAGUAUCAAAAUAGAACACGAUUUGACGGGAACUAGCUUUUAUCAUAUUAGAAAAUUUAACGGAGUUUACAAGGAAUGCACUCGGUCCUAGAGGAGUAGCACGAAUGAUGCCGAUGUUCUCCGGCUUGCCACUUCCAAAUGGGGUCACAUAAAUUUUGGAUUAAAAUUUGUGAACUUUGAACUUGACAACAACAAUAAAACCUUAUCACAUUAGGUGGGGUCGAUUUAAAAUUUGAACUCGACAUGCCAAAAAAAUAUAUCAUUUUUUAUGUAAAUGUGAAAUGAAGAAUUACAUUUUGAAACAUCAAAAUUUUAUAAAUAAAUUUAUGUAUAAAUG
This is a messenger RNA of Cuscuta campestris, 1769 nucleotides long. Lineage: Eukaryota; Viridiplantae; Streptophyta; Magnoliopsida; Solanales; Convolvulaceae. The record is from the annotation of a GenBank genome assembly.